AUGUCGGUUUUUAGAAGUUUCUUUGAAGUAAGUUUAAUAUUUUUUAUUGAAAUAGGUCAUUAAUAUAAUAGAAAAUUGAUAAAUUAGAUAAGGCCUGGCUCUUAUGGCACUAUUUUUUCUAAAAUCAAGACCAGUUUGGUACUAUUUUUUGUAAAAACAGGCCUGGUACCAUUUCUUUAUGAAAUCAGUUCUGUUAUGGUAUAAUUCUGUUAAGUAGGACACGUAUAGUACUGUUUUUGUUUUUCAUACUAGUAUGGUACUAUUAUUCCCAAGCUCAGUACUACUAUAGUGCUGUUUUUACUAAAAUUAGGAUCAGUAUAAACCUAUUUUUCUAAAAUCAGAACCAUCAUAGUACUAUUCUUGACAAAACUAUGACAUUACUUCCCCCACCCCUUAUGCUAUUAAUAAUAACAUUGUUUUAGUUAAUCGUGUUCACCUGCAAUCCAAGUUACGAGGGCGCGAUGUUGAAUGAAAACUUCUACUUGGACGUGAAUUUCAUUUUCAUUGGGAUGAUAGCAUUUAUCCUUUCCCUAAUCUGUUGCACGAUGAACUCAUUUAACUAUCUUGACCGCAAAGUAGACGUAAGUCCAUUUUCUUAAAUUCAAAUGGAAAACAAUCAUUUUUGCCUUCAUUUUCAAUGCAAAAUGACAACUUUUUAAACUUGAAAACCGUAAAAUCAUAAAAAAUACUCGUUUCCAAUGAAAAAUCUCAAAAUUUCGAUUUAGGAUCCUCGCGACAACUUUCUCAAGUCCCUUUUCUGCUACUUUAGUCCAGAUUUCCGUGCCUAUCGUCGACAACAAGUGAUAAUCAAUGAAGAAGGCAGAGAGUAUGGCAUCGACUGGGAGGAAGAAGCAGAACGAGAGAAAAAAGAACGGAAAUUGAAAAAAGACUUGGUCUGA
This is a messenger RNA of Bursaphelenchus okinawaensis, 899 nucleotides long. NCBI's taxonomy places the organism in Eukaryota, Metazoa, Nematoda, Chromadorea, Rhabditida, Aphelenchoididae. The record is from the annotation of a GenBank genome assembly.